Molecule: messenger RNA, 1988 nt
Organism: Drosophila navojoa
Lineage: Eukaryota; Metazoa; Arthropoda; Insecta; Diptera; Drosophilidae
Product: RNA-binding protein 45
Molecular function (GO): RNA binding
Source: RefSeq, a predicted model, not a curated record
CUGAUUAUUCUGCCAUUUUGUAUUCGGCGUCCGGCCAGCAAAAUAAAAACGCAGUAAAACUAGGUGUUGCAAAAUUUAAAUUUUUUAAUUCGAAAUAAUAAAGUAUGUCAGACUAUCGCUCUCAAUCCCGUGGAGGAGGCCGCGGUCAGGACUAUUCAAAUGACGACGAUCCGCCCAUGUCGCGACUUUUCAUAAUAUGUAACAAAGCACAUACCGAAGAAGAUUUUCGAGAAGCUUUCUCACCUUACGGCGAAAUCGAGGAUAUUUGGGUAGUUAAGGAUAAGCAUACACAGGAAAACAAAGGUAUUGCAUAUGUGAAAUUUUCAAAAACGUCUGAUGCGGCCAAGGCCCAAGAGCAGAUGAAUGGCAAAACUAUUGGAAAAACGGACAGAACCCUCAAAGUGCUGGUUGCCGCAAAUCGGAAUCAGGGCUCGAAUAAAUCGGAAAACGAACAGGAAAAGUAUGUGCGAUUGUUUAUUGUUAUUCCAAAAACCGCCACCGAGGACGACAUACGGGAUGAAUUUGCUCAGUGGGGUGAGGUGGAAAACGUCACAAUUGUACGGGAAAAGAAUAAUGGUAGUCCCAAGGGUUUCGGAUACGUCCGUUUCACAAAAUUCUAUUAUGCAGCCGUGGCAUUUGAAAAUUGCUCAUCGAAAUAUAAGGCCGUCUUCGCCGAACCCAAGGGCUCCACACGAACACAGCGGGAUCAAUAUGGUCGCCUCGCUGAUGAUAGUCCAGUGUAUCCAUCGGGACGUGGGGGCGGCGGUGGCUCGAAUUAUAAUGGUGGCAGUGCCGGCGGUAGUGGUGGUAGCUUCAACAACGAUUGGAAUGUAUCGGUCAACAGUGAUAUGUCCGCAUUUCUACGAAUGCAAAAUGUGCCUGUGCCUCAACCCACGUGCUUGGAAGUAACUGUCAGUAAUUGUGUCAAUCAAGAUCAGCUGUGGCGUCUCUUUGAUAUAAUACCUGGAUUGGAUUACUGUCAAAUUAUGCGCGAGCAUGGUCCACGCACAAAUGAAGCUGUGGUCGUAUAUGAUAACCCUGAAGCAGCAAUAUAUGCCAAGGAUAAACUGCAUGGGCUGGAAUAUCCCAUGGGUGAACGUAUAAUUGUCAAGGUCAACGGCAUGAGUUCUGCUCGCAUGGACACUUCAUUCAUAGACAAGCGAACUAAAAAGGAUGCGAUAUGCAACGUACCAUUGCCGCCAACACAACCACUGGCAUCGCCAGAUGCACAAGUUGCGCAGCGACUGUUUAUUGUUCUGUCAGCGAAUCUACCCCACUCGAUAUUGAAGAACAUAUUCUCCUGCUGGAAAGGAUUGAUCGAUGUAUACUUGUUGCCCAACAAGAAUUGUGGAUAUGUUAAAUACUCGGAACGUGACAGUGCGCAAAAGGCAAUAAGCGUACUAAAUGGAGCUGAAAUUUGUGGAACGAAAAUCAAGGUCAUGGAAGCGGAGGAGCGCAGCGGCUCAGAUGGUGAUGAUAGCGGCAGAAAGCGGUUGCGUCGCAAUUAAACCCACUGACAACAUUUGUACUUAACAGAGAACAUUAUGUACGAGUAGUUUACAAAACAAAAAUAAAAGAAAAACACAACAACAAGAACAAGAAGAACAGUUCAAUUAUAAACAGUUCAACUGACGCAAGAACCGCCAAAAAAAAAUAAAAACACUACGGAAUCAACCAAUACCAGAAACAAAACCACACAGAGCGAAACAGACACGGAAUACGGAAACAAGAAUUACCAACAACCAACAAAAGAACCGUACAAUUAUUGACCUGUUCCAAAUGCGAUGUAGUACUGAGGACCCACAUAAUAAAUAUGUAUGUAUGUAUAUCAUAUAUAUAUAGACCAGACAUAAACGGAGCCAACGAAACCGCAAUGAUUGUUUAAGAACUACUAACGGGACUAUUGUAUCAAUCGCAUUACCGUUACUCAAAACCAAGAAACUAUAUACAUAAACGAACUCUUUGUACAAUUUACUAACGUAUUACGA